Molecule: messenger RNA, 429 nt
Organism: Penaeus indicus
Lineage: Eukaryota; Metazoa; Arthropoda; Malacostraca; Decapoda; Penaeidae
Product: integumentary mucin C.1-like
Exons: 4
Coding region: 1-429 (142 amino acids)
Source: RefSeq, a predicted model, not a curated record
AUGGGGCAUUAUCAGCAAUUGUUGUCAGAUGCAGAUCUCUCAGGAUCAAAUUAUAAUGAUAUUAGUGUUAUUGUUACUGUUACUACCAUUACUGCAACUACUCCUAUUGCAACCACUGCUACUACCUCUAAUAUUACUAUUAUUACUAUUACUUCUGCUGCUCCUUCUGCUUCUAGUACUACCACCACCACUACAGCUGUCACUACAAUUACCACUACUUCUACUACUACAACCGCUGUUGCUUCUUCUACUAGGCCCAAUAUUAUUAGCGUCACUACUACUGUCAUUAGCUUGGAUGCAAGUGUCACAAUACCUGUACCGGACACAUCCAUCAGCGAAGUACCUCCUGCCCUGAGACGAGAUGUACAUGACACUCUGGACGUUAUGCACACGACACACUCUAAACGUUAUGCACACGACACACUCUAA